UUCCGGUAGAAAACAGAACAAAGCCCGUCGUGUCUGUUUUCACGUGCUGUGUUGAAGGUAACAGGCGUUACGGCUGCUGAUUUGAGAUUACAUCAACAUGCCUCGAGUUUACAUCGGACGGCUGAGUUAUCAUGUCCGCGAGAAAGACAUCCAGAGGUUUUUUAGCGGUUAUGGGAAGCUGCUGGAGGUGGAUCUGAAAAACGGGUAUGGAUUUGUCGAGUUUGAAGACACGCGUGAUGCUGAUGAUGCGGUCUAUGAACUGAAUGGAAAAGAGCUGUGUGGAGAGCGAGUCAUGGUCGAGCAUGCCAGGGGCCCUCGCCGAGACCGUGACAGCUAUGACCGAGGGGGUUAUUAUGGAGGCGGAGGUGGUGGCGGCGGUGGGCGCAGUGGUUACAGCAGCAGAAGUCGCACUGGUAGAGACAAGUACGGCCCACCUGUUCGAACGGAGCACCGGCUCAUUGUGGAGAAUCUGUCUAGCCGCUGCAGCUGGCAGGACCUUAAGGAUUUCAUGCGACAGGCAGGUGAGGUGACCUAUGCGGAUGCCCAUAAGGAGCGUGCCAACGAGGGGGUCAUCGAGUUCCGUUCAUACUCUGAUAUGCGGAGAGCUCUGGAAAAACUGGAUGGAACGGAUAUCAAUGGCAGGAAGAUUCGCCUCGUUGAAGACAAGCCACGGCGUCGGCGUUCCUACUCUGGGAGCCGCUCUCGGUCUCGUAGCCGACGUCGCUCUCGUAGCAGGAGCCAUCAUAGCAGCCGUUCCCGGAGCAACUCAAGAUCUCGCUCAAGGUCUCAUUCUCGCCGACACCGCUCCCGGUCCAGGUCGGGACGCAAGUCUCAUUCAAAGUCCCCAUCAAGCAAGUCUCGCUCACGCAAUCGUAAAUCCCACUCUCGUUCUCGCACAAACAAAUCUCGUAGCCGAUCGGCUAGCCACAAAUCUCGCUCUCAAUCGGAUGAUCGCAAGUCUCGCUCUAAGAGUACUUCUAAGGUAAAGUCGGAUCGUGGACGCUCCAAGGAGAAGUCGGUCAGUAAGAAAUCCAGUAGUAGGUCUGCUUCACCAAUGGAGAACGGUGACAGGGUACGUGCUAAAUCGGCAUCCCGCUCUCCUACUCCUAAGGCAGAUAAGAGCUAUUCCAAGUCCCCAGACCGGCAUUCACUCUCUCGCUCGAAGUCUGGCUCUCGCUCUAAAUCCCACUCCCGUUCCAGAUCUGCUUCCCAAGACUAGUGCAGUUUGAUAUUUAGAACCCAGUUUGAUUUUUAGACCCCAUAGAAGUGAAAUUGUUCAAAGAUAGCUUUCUAAAGGUAAAACGAUCCAAGGUCCUUUGUAUUACAUCAGGUUUAAUUUGGUUAAGUGAUCUUUUAGUGUACUGCAUGUCAUUGUUUUCAUAAACUAUGAUCCUCUGAACUCAUUGAUGCAGGAAAAAGGUUAAUUGCAAACAGUCUGAUUUAAUUGUUUGUUUUAUAAAAAUUUCUCAGAUAUAUUGGUGUCUUUUUUUUUUCCCCAUGUCUAUUUUCACCCCUAAUAAAUUGUCCUGGU
This is a messenger RNA of Xyrauchen texanus (razorback sucker), 1531 nucleotides long. RefSeq names its product serine/arginine-rich splicing factor 6-like. Gene Ontology annotation, biological process: mRNA splice site recognition; alternative mRNA splicing, via spliceosome. Gene Ontology annotation, cellular component: nucleus; cytoplasm; ribonucleoprotein complex. Gene Ontology annotation, molecular function: mRNA binding. Lineage: Eukaryota; Metazoa; Chordata; Actinopteri; Cypriniformes; Catostomidae. The record is from RefSeq and is a predicted model, not a curated record. Bases 98 to 1219 code for a protein of 373 amino acids. The transcript is spliced from 6 exons.